Messenger RNA from Vespa velutina, 1621 nucleotides. RefSeq names its product RNA-binding region-containing protein 3. The record is from RefSeq and is a predicted model, not a curated record. Gene Ontology annotation, molecular function: pre-mRNA intronic binding; U12 snRNA binding. Gene Ontology annotation, biological process: mRNA splicing, via spliceosome. Gene Ontology annotation, cellular component: U12-type spliceosomal complex. The coding region runs from base 136 to 1599 and encodes 487 amino acids. The transcript has 6 exons. Lineage: Eukaryota; Metazoa; Arthropoda; Insecta; Hymenoptera; Vespidae.
UCACAUUAAUCUAUGCUGUGAAGCUAGGCACAUAAAUUAAUCAUAUUUGGUCUAUUUAUGCGGCGUAGAUAACUUUGCAGAGUAUACAACUUUUAUAAACAUUGGAGAUGUAUUCUUCAUAUUUUUGAAGUCAUAAUGUCAUCUGAAACAAAUCAUAUAUUUGAUACUCUCAAAGUACUUCAUUUACCAUCUUAUCUUUCUGAUCAGCGACGAAAUGAAUUAUUUCAAAAAUAUGGUGCUAUAAAAACACGUACGUUACGGCCUUCUAGUAAAUAUACUAUAACUUUUGUAAAGUUUCCAUCACAUAAUGCAGCAAAUGAAGCACUUUUACGUUUACAUCAAAUAAAAGUCAGAGGACAGUACUUAUCAGUAGAAUUUGCUAAAAAAUCUAUGCCAAUACAAUUUUCUGAAAAUGAAAUUCAUUAUGGAGAUAUUAUGAAGGAUGAAAUACAUAAAGAAACAGUUAAUAAAUCUCAUUUUCAAGCUUUUUUAAAACGGUUGUAUGGAGGAUCAAUGAAUCAAAUUUUUACACAGCCACCUCCACCAAAUAUAAAAUAUAAAUAUGCACCACCAACAAAAAACACUUUGUUAAGAAUAAUUAUACAAUUAUUGAAAGAACCAGCUUUUUAUACUCAGGUGUUACAUUUAAUGAAUAGAAUGAAUUUACCUCCACCAUUUGAAGAACUAGAAGCAGAAUUUCCCAUAUUAAAAGAAAUUUAUGAUAUUGAGAAAUAUAAAGAUAUUUUAGGCGAUGAUAUAUUUGAAUCAGUAAAAGGGAAAGGUUUUUCACAAAAUGAUAAAAAAGAAAAAGAAACUGAUGAAGAAUCUGAAAUAGAAUCUGAUGAAGAUACUAAUGUUAAAUCCUUACAAAAUGUACCUAUAAAAAGGAAAUGUCUACAAUCUAAAAAACGAUUAAAAAUUCCUAAAUUUAUUAAUCCUGCAAAACAGCCAACAGCACCUACUUCUAUUCAAAAAACAAUCAGACCAGAAGACAUGUUUGAGUCUGUACAGCUUGGUGAAUCUAAAAGUUUAAAAAUUGAAUUGAAAACCGUUGACAAAUUAUUAGAAGGAGUGGAUGUUUUAUCUGAACAUAAACUUGAUAAUAUUCGAGAAACACAAAGUGGAUUUGGAUUAAUGUUUCCUACCAAGAAUGUCGAACAUGCAAAACAAAAUAUAAAACAUUCUUGUGAAGAAUCUCUUGAAAAAUCUUCUGAGCAACCACUUGAAAAACCUUCUGAUUUUAUUACAAAAGAAGAAUUAGCAUCAAAUAGAAUGUCAAUUAAUGAUCAAAGACUUCUUCCUGUUUUCAAAAAUUAUCAUGCUGGAAAACCAACAAAUCGAUUGUAUAUAAAAAAUCUUGCAAAACAAGUUGAAGCAAAUGAUUUGCACUAUAUUUACAAGAAAUAUGUAAUACCAGGAUUACCAAAUACUGAACAUGAGUAUAAUGUUCGUCUCAUGCAAGAAGGUAGGAUGAAAGGUCAAGCAUUUGUUACAUUACAAAAUACAGCUCAAGCACAGUUGGCUGUACAAGAAACUAAUGGUUAUAUCUUAAAAGAGAAGCCUAUGGUUGUACAGUAUGCUAAAGUAUCAAAUAGCUAAUAUAUACCAUACAUAUAUCUCA